This is a messenger RNA of Lagopus muta (rock ptarmigan), 2964 nucleotides long. RefSeq names its product F-box protein 4 (gene FBXO4). Gene Ontology annotation, cellular component: SCF ubiquitin ligase complex. Lineage: Eukaryota; Metazoa; Chordata; Aves; Galliformes; Phasianidae. The coding region runs from base 1 to 1149 and encodes 382 amino acids. The transcript has 7 exons. Gene Ontology annotation, biological process: SCF-dependent proteasomal ubiquitin-dependent protein catabolic process; protein polyubiquitination. Gene Ontology annotation, molecular function: protein binding. The record is from RefSeq and is a predicted model, not a curated record.
AUGGCGGCGGAGCGCGGCGGGCUGGAGGCGGCGGUGCGCGGCCGCCUGCGCGGGCUGCGGGAGCGCUGGGUGCGGGGCAGCCGGGAGCGGGGUGCGGCGGCCGCCGAGCCGGGCUCCGCAGACGGCGCCGAGGAGGCGGCGGAGGAAGUGAGCGCCCUGCAGGCACUGCCGAUCGACGUGCAGCUGUAUAUCAUGUCCUUCCUCUCUCCCCAAGACCUGUGCCGCUUGGGGUGCACGAGUUGUUACUGGAGGGUGGCUGUGCAGGACCCCCUGCUGUGGAGGAAUUUUCUCCUGCGGGAUCUCCCGAUUUGGACAUCUGUUGAUUGGAAAUCUCUCCCAGCCGCAGAAAUUUUUAAUAAAGCCUUUUCACAAGUCAGCGAUGAAGCCCUGUAUGAUUAUAUGGCAGCAUAUAAAAAAAGCUGUCCCCAGACCAGAAGAAGUUUGAAAUCAAGCCGCCCCCGCUAUGGUGCAGUCGCUUCCUUUUUGCAAUCGCUGGUCACUCAGUCAGAACCUCGCUUUGCUAUGUUUGGGCCGGGUUUGGAAGAGCUGGAUGACUCUUUAGUACAAAAGAUGAUGACGUGCCCAGAAAUCCUGCUAGUGGCUGGCUUACCUCAAAGACGAAUUCAUGGAAUUGGAUCAGGAGUCAGUUUUCAGAUGAAUAAUAAUCAAAAAUUCAACAUUGUGACGUUGUACUCAACCACCAGUGUGGAAAGGAAGAGAGCGAGAGAAGAACAAGCUUCUGUUGUGAAUAAGAUGUUCUACCAGCAGAACAGCACUGCAGGGAAUCAACAAGCUGUGCAGUACAACGUAAUAGCUCAAGUUAAAAGGGUGUGCGAAGUAGUUGAUGGAUUCAUUUAUGUUGCUAAUGCAGAAGCUCAUAAAAAGCAUGAUCGUGAGGAGGAACUGGCUCAUAUUUUGGCUAUGAUUGAUCCAGCCCUUGGGCCUCCUAACAGACCUCUGCUAGUUCUGUCUUGUGUCUCUCAUUUUGGUGUGGAAAGGAUUCCUUGUGUUCAUAUGGCACAUCAGCUGCAACUAAAUCUGCUACCUCGACCCUGGAUGGUGCAGGACACUGUAGCUGCAACUUUAAGUGGAUUGCUAAGUGGAAUUGAAUGGCUCUUGGAGGAAGCGGAUUGUAAAAAUGCACAAUAGUUGAACUUAUUUUGUUUUACUGUAUAGAGACUUCUGUGUUUUAAAAUUCACACGAAAUGGGAAUGUCAUCCUGAGUCAGAAAUAUCAGAAAGAAGAUUUAAAACAAAAUAUAGAGUAUAUUUCAAUGCACAUAAAAAAAAUUAACAUUGUUAAUUAGAAGAACAAGUAAGGGUUCUUGGGUUCCUGCAGCUGAUGAAGAAUUGGCUUCAUAAAGGUAUCUGGGUGUUUGGUUGUUUUUUUUGUUUGGUUUUUUUUUGUUUUGUUUUGUUUUGUUUUUUUGUGUUAGUUUCUUCUUUGAAUCUAGGGCCUUCAUAGUGCAAUCUUUCCUAAGAAUAUCUGAUAAUCUAAUCUUUUCUGUAAAUAUACCAAACACUAGGUUAAUUUAUCAGCGUAGUCGCAUUGCACACAUCUCGCCUUUAGUUAUUUUAUUUAGUUAAUAUAAAUUCAGAGAGAGCUCAGCAGUGACAGUUGUCUGACCAAAGAAAAUACACUACAUUGUUAUCUUGCUCUUGGCUCAUCUUUUGUAGGUUAACAGAUAAAUAGUAUAUUUUUCAGAAUAACAUAUUUCUCUCCUUUUUUUUCCUUCCCCUGAAGUAAUUAACUCUGUGAUAAGAAAUAGUGCUUAGGGGAGAAUUAUCAGAAUUUGCAGAAAUGGACAAGUAAAAUCCCUUCUGUCAGUCACAUGUUUCUUGUUUGUCAUCUUAUUUGCCAGUACACCACAAAACACUUAAGCAUCUUCAACAUUCUGCUGCAGAUAAAUUAGUUUAAACUGACAUACAUGUUGCCAUGAAUGAAUAUUAAGUGGAAUGAUUAAUCUUUCAGUGCUCAAGGACCUGUCAGUUACUCAAAUAAUUGUUGCUAUUUGCAGAUGUGAAAUAUUUGACUUAAAAUUUUCUACACAGUUGCAAAUAUUUUUGUAAAAAGGGAAACAGCACUUCAGAUCUGGAAUGGUAGUAUUUUGUAUUGUUGUCUUUUGAGACAGUUCUGCUUCUGGUCUUCCACCUUUUAAACAAUUUUUCACAGAGUCACAGAAUUGUAGGGGUUAGAAGGGACCUCCAGAGAUCAUCGAGUCCAACCCCCCUGCCAAAGCAGGUUCCCUACAGCAGGUCACACAGGUAGGCAUCCAGGCAGGUCUUGAACAUCUCCAGAGAAGGAGACUUUUUUUUAAUUGUUGAAUGAAUAUUCAGAGACUUCCCUUAGCUUUUUUUUUGCCUAUGAAUGUAUUUGUUCUGUUUUGUUUGUAGUUUAUUUUCUUUACCUUUCUCCAUAGAAAUGCAGUCGUCUUGAAAAACUUUUUAGUGCCUAGAUAGAUAAAUGGCUACAUGGUGUAAGUACAACUAUAACUACCUUUAUCUGGUAUGUGUUUGUGCUUAACACAGCUAUUUCAGGAACAUUCCAUUUAGGAAUUAUCCCUCUCUCUCUCUCUCUCUUAAUGAAGUAGUACAAAGAUGGAAGUGUUGUCUUACUUUCUUGCAUAUUUAUCCUGUAUUAACUCAGUUUUCUGGACUUUACCCUGACUUCAUAUCCAGGCAUGUUUGGAGUAAAAAUCUACGGGAAGCCAUACAAUACUAAUUCUGCAACUAACUCUGCUUUGAUAGAGUAUGUGUACUUUGUCCUCUGAGGUAGGAUGCAAAACAUGGAUAACUGGAGAAAAAUUUCCACACAGUGGGUGCAUGUGAACUUCCUGCUAGUCACAAUAAUUCUGUAGUGAUCUGUCUACUUGAAUGCAGCAUCCUGAUUCUGUGUUAGAUACUAUGAAUGUUUGUUUCUGUCAGAUCCUCCUUCUACUUUCUAAAAAAUAAAUUAUUUUUUUUA